AUGGACUUUUCAACAUUUUCCAAAGAAAGCCCUGCUCAUAAUGAUUUUAGAAGUGAUACUUUCACAACACCAACAGUUUCUAUGAUUCAAUCAUUAGCUACAACCAGUUUAGGUGAUUCUGUAUACAAUGAAGAUUCCAAAACUAAAGAAUUAGAACAAAAGGUUGCAGAACUAACAGGUAAAGAAGCAGGAUUAUAUUGUGUUUCGGGUACAUUAAGUAAUCAAAUUGCAAUGAGAGUGAAUUUAUUUCAACCACCUUAUAGUGUAUUAACUGAUUCAAAAGCUCAUGUUUAUGUUGAUGAAGCAGCAGGUCUUUCUACAUUAACACAAGCUCGUCCUCAACCAAUAACUCCUAAAAAUGGAAUUCAUUUAACUUUAGAAGAUGAUAUUUUACCAAAUUUUAUACCAGAUGAUGGAGAAAUUCAUUCAGCUCCAACAAAAUUAAUAUGUCUUGAAAAUACAUUACAUGGAAUGAUUUUUCCAAUAGAAGAAAUCAAAAAAAUUUCAAAAUUUUGUAAAGAAAAUGAUGUAAAAUUACAUUUAGAUGGUGCAAGAUUAUGGAAUGCAAGUGUUGCAACAGGUAUUUCAUUGAAAGAAUAUUCAAAAUAUUUUGAUAGUGUUUCAUUAUGUUUAUCAAAGACAUUAGGUGCACCAAUUGGUACAGUUUUAGUUGGUGAUAAAAAGUUUAUAUUAAAAGCAAAUCAUUUUAAAAAACAAAAUGGUGGAGGUAUUAGACAAAGUGGAUUAUUAGCAAGUAUGGCAAUAACAGCAAUUGAUGAAAAUUUUUCGAAAUUACAAAAGACUCAUGAAAUGGCCAAAGAAUUAGGAGAUUUAUGUAAUGAAAAAGGUAUAAUCUUGGAACAUCCAGUACAAACAAAUUUUGUAUUUAUAGAUAUAACAAAAAAUAAAAUUGAUCCAAAUAAAUUAGUUGAAAUUAGUAAUAAAUAUGGUGUUAAAAUAUAUUCGGGAAGGGUUGCGUUUCAUUAUCAAAUUUCAAAAGCUUCAUUUGAAAAAGCUAAACAAGUUAUAUUAGAGGCUGUUGAUGAUGACCUUAUUGAGUACCUCGAAGACGAUUUCAAUUUUGAAACAACAUUACGAUUAUUGAAUGAUUUGAAAUUGCAAUCCAAGAUCCAAAAUUUGAAAUCUCCAAUAAAGUAUAAACAAUUAGUAUCAAAUUUAUUCACAAGACAUGUUUUGAAUAAACAAUUACAAAAACCUAUAUUUUAUAAGUUAGAGUAUCUGUAUAAUCAAUAUGGGAAACCAAUACUACCAGGAAUAAGUUUCAAUUCAAGUUCAUCUAAUGAAAUAAUUGCAAUAGCUAUAUCUAACAAAGACGUAGGAAUUGAUUUAUCUCAUACAACUCAAAAUAUUUCAUCUACAGAUUAUAUUGAACAAUUCAAACCAAUGUUUUCUGCUGAUGAAAUAGACCAAGUGACUACUUACUUCAAAUUUAAUCAUCUUUGGACAUUGAAAGAAGCAUUUACAAAAUUAUUAGGUUGUGGGUUGAAUAUUGAUUUAUCAAAAUUUCAUUUUGAAUUGAAUAAUUUUAAUGAUGAAUUUGGUAUGUUGGAGAAAGAAAAUAGAGGUGAAGAAGCAAUAGUACAUAUGAAAUGGUAUGAUAAUAUCUCAAUCAAUGCAGAGCAAUUAUUUAAUGAAGAAAAUGAAUUUGUUGAAGGUUUUAAAAAUCAAUUUUAUUGCUAUAGUACAUGUUUGAAGUAUUCAAUUGAUUCGCUACCUGUCAUAUGUUCAUUAAUUACUCCAGAACCGGUAAAAAUUCAAUGUAUAGAGAUUGAUUUUUUACAAGUUUUACUGAAUCAAAGCUAA
Lodderomyces pseudojiufengensis is the source of this 1824-nucleotide messenger RNA. Its product is annotated as threonine aldolase. Lineage: Eukaryota; Fungi; Ascomycota; Pichiomycetes; Serinales; Debaryomycetaceae. The transcript is spliced from 2 exons. Gene Ontology annotation, biological process: L-threonine catabolic process; glycine biosynthetic process. Gene Ontology annotation, cellular component: cytosol. The record is from RefSeq and is a predicted model, not a curated record. Gene Ontology annotation, molecular function: L-allo-threonine aldolase activity; holo-[acyl-carrier-protein] synthase activity; magnesium ion binding. Bases 1 to 1824 code for a protein of 607 amino acids.